GAAGAAUCAAGAAAUGAAGGCGCUGGCUUUCUUUUUCUAAGCAUAGGGUUUUGGGGUUGUCGUUUCUCUCAAGUCUCAACUUCUUUUUCAAUUCUUCUUCUUCAAUGCAGGGUGGGGGUGGGGGUAGGGUUGGGUAUCAGUACGAUUCUUUCCUGUCGAGUUCAGCCGCUGCCGACAUCUCCGGCCGGGCCCCACCCACGGCGCUAUCCUCCUUCGCUCCUCUGCGGCCAUGGCGCGAGCUCUUCGCCCGCCCAUCCUUGUACUCCAUUCCGCGCACCUUCGCCGAUGUCACCGCUCGCCUCCGCCGGAAUCUCAACUAUUUCCGCAUGAACUACGCCCUAACGAUGCUCAUCAUACUCUUCCUCAGCCUCCUAUGGCACCCGCUCUCCAUGAUUGUCUUCUUAGUCCUGUUCGUCGCCUGGUUCUUGCUCUACUUCUUCCGCGACGGACCGCUCGUGAUAUUCAGUCGCACGGUCGACGAUAGGGUUGUGAUGGCGGUUCUCAGCGUGCUCACGGUGGUCUGCUUGGUGUUCACUCGCGUAUGGCUCAACGUUCUGGUGUCGGUUCUGAUUGGAGCGGCGAUCGUUGCUUUACACGCGGCGUUUAGAGUCAACGAUGAUCUUUACCUCAACGAAGAUGAAGCUACGCAGGGCGGAUUGCUCUCUUUCGCCGGUGCUACCACGCAACCCGCUCGAACUAGGGUUUGAAAUCUUCUAGUCCAGUGAAGUGAUUUUCUUCGCAUUUCAAGUCCAGAAGGCUCAAAUGCUAGGAGUGAAGUUGUAAUUGUAAGCACUCAUUGUAGAUACAGUAUUUUGAAUGCACAAACUUACAUUUCAAGUGAUUUGAUUACAGAUCAACUCAAUAAUGAUUCAUCUCAGUGUUCAAAAUUUAUCCAAUAGAGAAACUCAUCUGUUUAUUAC
Messenger RNA from Ipomoea nil (Japanese morning glory), 920 nucleotides. Its product is annotated as PRA1 family protein E-like. Gene Ontology annotation, cellular component: endoplasmic reticulum; Golgi apparatus. The record is from RefSeq and is a predicted model, not a curated record. Lineage: Eukaryota; Viridiplantae; Streptophyta; Magnoliopsida; Solanales; Convolvulaceae. The coding region runs from base 105 to 707 and encodes 200 amino acids. The transcript has a single exon. Gene Ontology annotation, biological process: vesicle-mediated transport.